AUGAAUGAAAUUUCAGAUUAAUAUAUUGAAAUAAUUUAGUAAUACAAUAACAAUCUAGAAAAUUUAAAGACUAAAUUAACAUCUGCUAUUGAAAUAAUGAUUAAUGCCAAUAAAAAUUGGAUUAGAGAAUUGAAUUAAAAAAAUAAGAUUUUUGUAUUUAUAGCUUUAUUGAUGAAUCAGAUGAUUAUAUUAGAAAUAGAUAAUAAUAUUUCCAUACAUUUUAAUUUGAUUUUUUUGAUAAAAUGA
Molecule: messenger RNA, 246 nt
Organism: Paramecium pentaurelia
Lineage: Eukaryota; Ciliophora; Oligohymenophorea; Peniculida; Parameciidae
Source: the annotation of a GenBank genome assembly